This is a messenger RNA of Anneissia japonica, 894 nucleotides long. RefSeq names its product serum paraoxonase/arylesterase 2-like. The coding region runs from base 1 to 894 and encodes 297 amino acids. Gene Ontology annotation, molecular function: arylesterase activity. The transcript has 8 exons. Lineage: Eukaryota; Metazoa; Echinodermata; Crinoidea; Comatulida; Comatulidae. The record is from RefSeq and is a predicted model, not a curated record.
AUGUACAAUAUAGAAAAUGGAUUUCCAAUUGACCGAGACUCUAUCACAUAUCCGCUGACUUGGUUUAGGAUUUCACAGGACCAUGCUCCAGGGCCUUGUCACAAGUUACCACCAAUAGAAUACGGAUCUGAGGACAUUACAACCCUUCCUAAUGGCAUUGCAAUCAUAUCUUCUAGCCUAUAUGGACCGCCACAUAGUAAUUUGUACAGUUUUGAUUUCAACGCCCCAGAUAAAAAGGUUAAGGAAAUAACAAUUGUUGGUAAUUUUAAGAAAACAGACCUUUAUCCACAUGGCAUCUACGUAUGGAUCGACAAAAAAUCAGGAAACGUUACAUUGUUUUUGGUUAACCAUGCACCUGGAAUUGAAGCAGUCGUUGUUUUUGAUUAUGAUCAAAACGAAAACACAUUAUACCACAAGAAAACCAUCACAGACCCUUUGUUUACGAGCUUGAAUGAUGUGGUAGCAGUUGGUCCAGAUACAUUCUAUGCAACCAACUUCCUCACGUUUGGCUACAAAUACAUCUUAUUAGAAAAAAUUCUACAGUUGCCGUUCGCAAAUGUUGUUUUCUAUGACGGAAAGAAAUCCUCGGUUGUUGCUAGUGGACUGUCAGGAGCCAAUGGAAUCAAUGUAUCGCCCGAUCAACGGACCAUAUAUGUUUCCACAUCGUUUAGCCAGCAACUACAUGUCUACUCACGAAAAGAGGAUUCAUCCCUGGAGGCGGUAAAGGUACUUCAUGUGCAAUUUGAUCAGGAUUGGAACGCUACCAUAAGAGAAGUGUAUGCAGACAAUGGCAACAAUUUUAAAGGUUCCAGCGUGGCAAGUUUCUAUGGUGACCAGAUGCUAGUUGGAAGCAUCACUGGAAAUCUCCUGCACUGUCACGUGUAUGCUUUUUAA